Erigeron canadensis is the source of this 1944-nucleotide messenger RNA. RefSeq names its product L-type lectin-domain containing receptor kinase IX.1-like. The record is from RefSeq and is a predicted model, not a curated record. The coding region runs from base 1 to 1944 and encodes 647 amino acids. Gene Ontology annotation, cellular component: plasma membrane. Gene Ontology annotation, molecular function: protein kinase activity; ATP binding; carbohydrate binding. Lineage: Eukaryota; Viridiplantae; Streptophyta; Magnoliopsida; Asterales; Asteraceae. Gene Ontology annotation, biological process: protein phosphorylation. The transcript has a single exon.
AUGGCUUCAUGUUGCUUUUCUGUCUUUUUUAUUUUAUUGGUCUUUUCUAUUGCUAACUCAUUGUAUUUCCAUGUAUCUCGUUUUGAACCUGAAACGCAAGACGUGGUCUAUAUAGGAGAUGCAGCGCCAUUUUUUGGAGCGGUGAAUUUAAACAGUGUCGUGUUUUGUUGUCGUGUUGGUCAAGUUCUUUAUAAAGAAAAAGUCCCCCUGUGGGAUUCGAAUUCAGGGAAACUAUCUGAUUUUGUUACUCAUUUCUCUUUUGUAAUCGACACCCAAGAUUUUAUCCCUCCUAAAGGCUUCGGUUAUGGCCAUGGCCUUGCUUUCUUUCUUGCUCCUGUUGGUUUCACAACUCCUCUUAAUUCGGCUGCUGGUUUUUUAGGCCUUUUUAACACAACAACUAGUGAUAAUCCAAACCAAGGCCCGGUUAUUUCUGUUGAGUUUGACUCAUUUUCCAACCAUGAGUGGGAUCCGCCUGUCGAGCAUGUAGGCAUCAACACGAAUUCACUUUCUUCAGUUACUUAUGCUCCUUGGAAUGCUAGUUUGCAUAAUAAGCAAACUGCUAAUUGUUGGGUUUCUUAUAAUGCUACUACUAAGAAUCUAAGCGUCUUUUGGACAUACGAAAGGAACCCUACUUUUCAAGGAAACUCGAGUCUUUCACAUCAGAUUGAUCUCAAAGAGGUUCUUCCUUCAUGGGUCACAAUCGGCAUCACAGCUUCCACUGGUCAGUACAUGGAGAAGCAUGCUCUUCAGUAUUGGGAAUUCAAUUCCAGCUUAGAUAUAAAACACAAAAGCAAAAUAGCAUCAAAAAAUGUGAAGCUAACAGUGGGAUUAGCAGUGCCAUUAGGCCUUGUAUUCGCAGGAUGCAUAUUAGCAUAUAUACUUUGGAUGCGGUGUCACAAAAGACCUAUAGAAGAAACAGUCAAUUUAUCUUCAUUUAAUGAUGAUCUCGAAACUGGAGCAGGACCCAGGCGUUUUUCUUACAGAGAUCUUGCUUUGUCUACGAAUAACUUCUCUGAUGAUUUGAAGUUGGGUGAAGGAGGAUUUGGCUGCGUAUACAGAGGAUACCUUGCCCGUGAAAAAAAAGUAGUUGCUGUUAAAAAGAUUUCAAGAGGAUCCAAACAAGGGAAAAAAGAAUACAUAACAGAAGUCAAGAUUAUAAGCAGUUUGAGGCAUAGAAACUUGGUGCAACUCAUAGGUUGGUGCCACGAUGAAAAGCAGUUUUUGUUAGUGUAUGAGUAUAUGCCAAACGGUAGUCUUGAUAUCCAUCUUUUUGGAGACAUGCCCCCUCUCGCUUGGAGUUCAAGAUACAGGAUUUCAUUAGGCUUAGCUUCUGCUUUGCUCUACCUUCACGAGGAAUGGGAACAAUGUGUUAUCCACCGAGACAUUAAAUCAAGCAAUGUGAUGCUUGACUCAGGGUUUAAUGUCAAGCUUGGUGAUUUUGGGUUAGCCCGACUCAUGGACCAUGAGUUGGGUCCACAGACUACCGGUUUAGCUGGAACUUUAGGGUACAUGGCACCCGAGUACAUAAAAACAGGCAAAGCUAGCAAGGAAUCAGAUGUUUAUAGUUUUGGAGUGGUUGCCAUUGAAAUUUGUUGUGGAAGAAAAGCUAGGGAUUCUGUUGAUGGGGAUUUGGAGAUGGGUUUGGUAGAUUGGGUUUGGUGCUUGCAUGGAAGAGGAGAGAUUCUUUCGGCAAUGGAUGAGAGUUUGAAAAGAGAUUUUGAUGUUGAACAAGCCAAGUGUUUGAUGAUGGUUGGAUUAUGGUGUGCUCACCCUGAUCGUGGUUUGAGGCCGUCUAUAAGGCAAGCGAUUCAAGUCCUCAACUUUGAAGCCACGGUUCCUAAUCUUUCAAUGAAUGGUCCUGUUACUGGGUAUCAUAAAUCUGCCCCUACAAGCAGUUCAGGAGAGCCGUUUUUAAUUUCUUCAAGUAUCAAUAUAGGACGUUAA